CUUAGAAAAAUAUCAAAAAGAAAUAAUACAAAUAUUAUAAAUUAUUAAAAUAAUUAAAUAUAAUACUCUUAACGGAUUAAAACCCAAGUUUUGAAAUUUCAAACAUUUUAGUGAACAGUUUUAAAGCUGCUAACAAAUUGGAUAAUACGUUUUUUUCUGAAUUCAUCUGCAACUUUAACUUCAAUACAAUUAAUCAUAAAUCAGAUGGCAAAAAAUUAUGUAGAUCACGUACAAGUACUGGAUAAAACGUAGAAGACCAAAAAAAACAGUUUAAAUUGAAUUAAAAUAAAAAUUUGCUUAAAUGAAAAAAAUAAAAGAAAUUUUUUGAAAAAUUCUACACGUUUCAUGCAAGAAAUUUAAGAAGAAAUCCACAAUAAUAAAACGAAACAAGGUAAAUGUUAAAGAAAAUUUUUCAAAAAAGAUAACAAAAAAAACAUUUAAAAUGUCACUUUAUUAAACGAAGCAUAAAAAGUUUUUAAUAUAAAAUUAACAACAUAAAAAAAUCAAAAUAAAAUUUUCGAAAAAAAAACGUGAAAAUUUUAAAUAAACAUCUUUUUAAAUGUGAAGGCAAAUGGGGAAGAAAAUAAAUAAAAUUUUAUAAAAAAGAAAGAAACAACAAACAUGCGAAAUCAUCAUCAACACAAAGAAACUAAUAUUAACAACAACAACAAUAAUAAUAACACAAACAAUAACUCCAACUCUACUAAUCGUUAUCAAUUUUGCCUACAUCCGGUCAUGUCAACCACUGUCACAGGCCAACACAGUGGUACAACGCCAACAAUUAUGAACAAUCAUACCUCUACAACUGCUGCCAACAACAAUAACAAUAACAACAACACUGUCACAACAAAUACUGUCUCUACCACAAAUAGUGGCAAUAACAACAACAAUAAUAACUCUACAUUGUCCUCAACUAUUAAUAGCAACAUAAAUGACACUUUAAACUCGCCACAAAAACAAAUAACAACAACAAAAAUAUCCACAACUUUAUUUAACACCACAAAAACAACAAAUUUGUUGCCUUCAGCAGCCACAGCAUCAUCAUCGUCGUUGUCAGCAGCCACGAUUCCAACAAUAGCAACAUCAUCAUUGUCAUCAUUGGCAACUACAAUUGCAACAUCAUCUUCCCUAUCAUCGGUUUCAGUAUCAUUGUCGCCAAUAUCACCAUCAUCAUCAUCAGCAUCCACAACCUCAACGGUAGCAAUGUCUCAAACUGUUGCACAACAAUUAACAAAACUUAACAAUAACAGUGAUGAUCAUGUUCAUCAACAUCAUCAUGAGCAAAUAAUUAAUAAUAAUAAUAGUAAUAAUAGCAGUAGUAAUAGUUGUUUAACUGAUUCUAGAAAAUCUUUAAAUUCUACAACAAAAUCAUUUAAGGAAAUUCAUCAUAACAGCAAUAGCAACAACAACAAUAACAUUAUUAAUAAUAACAGCAGCAGCAAUAGCAACAAUUGUAACAAUAAUCAUUUUACAGAAUUAAUGCAACGCAACAAUAAUAAACGUUUAUCACCAACUCAAGAAUCCAGCAACAUGAGUUUUUCCUCUGCCUCGGUGGCAGGUUCAAUACAGGAUGAUAUUGGCGAUCAAUGUGGUUUAACUAAGGCUGGUUUAGAGGAAUACACCAUGAGAUCAAAUUCAUUUUAUGAUAAUCCCGUUUUAUAUCAUCAUCAAAAACAAUCAUCGUAUGCCCAAUCGGAAGGCUAUCACAGUUAUGUCUCCAGUUCGGAUUCAACAUCGGCCACACCAAUGUUAGAUCGAUUACGUCAAGAAAGUGAAUUGCUAUCACGCCAGACAUCAUCAUCAUCUUCGCAUCACUGGUCACAAAAUGAUUUGUCUUCGUUGGCUUCAACAUCAGUGGCAGCAUCACCUACAUCAUUGCUUUCAAGCGGUCGAGAUUUAAGUGAGUUAGGCGGUUGCACGCAAUUGCAACAGCAACAAAAGCAACAGCAAAUACAGCAACAACAACAACACAAUAAUAGCUCUGAGAGUACCUCUUCAACAGAGACUCUUAAAUGGUUGGGUUCUAUGAGUGAUGUUUCCGAAGUCAGUCAUGCUACUGGAUUUUCGGCUAUUUCCGAAUCAGAAUCCACGGCUCAAUUAAUUGUACACAGUUCACGAGUUAUGACACCUAAACGUCAUCAAAGUGAAAGUGUUUUAUAUGCAGCAGAAGAUCAAAACUCACAACAGCAGCUUACACGUUUAACAACUUCGCAAAACUCACCUCAACACAGUCCAUCCAGUCUUCAAGCAAAUACAUCUACUUCUAGCCUUUGUAAUACUUUGCAACCCAGCCAUAGGCAUAGUCCUAGUUAUCCGCCCAUACAUCAAACCUCUCAUACCCUCUAUCGUCAUCAUCACAAUCAUCACAACACAUCGCCCGAGUUAACAAAAUCUGUGACAGAGAAAACUUCUUCACAGACAACACUCUCCAAUUGUGAUGUAUUAGCUCAAAAAUCCAAUAUAUUGGUAACAAUUUCCAAUAGUGAGGCAGUGGUUACCAUUUCGCCACAUCCACCACCGGUGCCAGCACCGAAACCUACAACAAAUCUAAAUGGCUGUAAAGAUAAGGGCUCCAACCAACUCGUUGAGUCACAAUCACAAAACAACAUAUCUCAACGAUCUCAUGGUUUACCCCGUCAAAGCAGUUCCUUGGGCAUGGUGGGACAUAAAUCGGUGUCGGCUUCAAUGGAUUCUUUGUCUGAUAUCAAACAUCCAUAUCGUAACAAUCAUCGUCUGUUUCCGGUAAGCACCUAUACCGAACCGUUGCAAAGCAAUACCUCGCAUUUUGUUCAUCAUCCAAAGCCUCAGUAUAGUACAGGUUUGAAAAAGCCUCCGAAAUCUCAAACGCAACAAACAACGACAUCGUCGAAAACAACAUCAUCAUCUACUUCUUCGUCUACUUCCUCCUCCUCGGCCUCAAGUCCUUCCAUAGCGGGAAGUCAUAGUAAUUUACAUCAACCUAAAUUGGGUUCACCCAAUUAUCCGCAACCUAGUUGGCAAUCGGUAGCUGCCUUAAUAAAUGAUUUUGAAAGAUCUAACAACGAUCAGCAACAACCUCAAAAAUAUACCUAUUUGGAUCCCAAUAAAACACAUCGUGUGCCAAAUCCUGCUUUAAAAGCUUUCCAAAAGAAUGCUGUACAAUCCUACUUUGAGAGACAACAACAACAGCAGCAGCAACAACAACAGCAUCAAAAUCAUGCUCAUUCUUUGGAUAAUCUUUCUCCCAAAUCGUAUCAACAAACUAACCAGAGACCUAGUUCCUUGCAAAAUCCCAGCAAUGAGGGAGUACAAACAGUUCUGCUAAGAAAUUCUCUGCCCAGCAAUUAUAAUACCACCAGUGGUCAAAGACCUUUAUCGGAGGAUAAAAAUACCUAUAGUGUACGCAAUAUAACUAAUAAGCCACCUUCACCGGCACCACCACCACCGCCACCCAGAUCACGUUCUAUGAUGCCCAAUAUAUUAAGAAGAUCCUCCUCAGCUUCUGAUUAUGCAGAGUUAAGAGAUCAGUUUAUUUCGGCUCCACCACCGCCUCAAGAGAAAUUGCAAUCGCAAUCCAUUAAAAAUAUUUCCAACUCAGAGAAAUUCUCUUUUAAUGAUUGUGGCAUGCCUCCACCACCGCCACCACCUAGAGGAAGAUCUUCCAUGCCACCACGUAGAACAUCAUCGGCAGCCGAAUAUGCUGCCAUCAGAGAUAAGGUAUUAUUGCAACAGGCCGCAGCUUUAACACAUCAACAGUUACAUCCUCAUCAGCAUCAAAAUGUGCCACCAGCACCACCACAUCAACACUUGGGUUUAAUGAGCAACAGCUAUCACCACCAUCAUCAUCAACCAUCGCCUUAUCAACAACAAUCACCACAAGCUUAUCAAACUGGUUUGCCCUUAAUGCCGCCACCACCAUCAUCAUUACAAGAUAACUGGGUACCGGAAAGACCACCCAAAAAUCCCAACUUAAGAGUGCCCUCACCAGAAUUGCCACCACCACCCCCAGGCCUGGAAUCGGAAACCAACAUACCCGAUGAACCUUUACCGCCACCACCACCUGAAAUAUUACAACGUCAACCUAUUAUAGAUAACAGUCUGGAUUUGGCACCCAAACCUCCUUCACCCAAUAGACGUAAUAGCUUUGCCGGCGCUUCAUUAAGAAAAACCAAUUACUUUACUCGAUCACCCUCAAAUGAUAGUGUAAAUGUUUCUCCUAAAGGGCCACCACCAUUGAUACCUCGAAAACCAGCCAGUAUUGAAUUAUUACAAGUUACUAGACCUUCGGCCGCCUCUCUCAAUCAACUGAGCAAUACUAAACUACAAACGGAAUUAACCAGAGCCACCAUAAUAUCAUCUUCCACACGGAAAAGACCUCAUAAUUUGGCUAGCACAGCUGGUUCAACUAUACCAGCCAUACAGGAAAAUGUCAGCAUGAUUAGUAAUCACUCUAUAAGACACUCACCAAACGGUCUUAGUUCUCCUUUGCAUUCGCAAAAUUUACAAUCUUCAACACCUCCACCACCACCACUAAUGCCAAGAAUGCCAAAUGUUGCGCAGCCAACAAUAAUGCAGCAACAGCAAAACAUAUGCAGCAGCAGCAACAGCAGCAGUAACGUCAACUCCAAUACAACUAAUCAGAAAUCAAGAUGUAAUUCCAAAGCAUCAUAUUUACCACGACAGAGUCUGGAGAAACAGAACAAUUCAGAUCCCGAUCAUGGCAGCUAUAAAAUGACACUACAUUCAAAUGAAGACCUAGUUACAACCAGCAAGUCUUCAACAUAUGAUAUUUUGGCACAAACACCUAAAUUACCAAAUAAUUUGCCAGAUGUUUUGCCAUUGGGUGCAAAAUUACAGCCCAACUCUAAUACAAGCCUAAACUCAACACCCUCGCUACGUUAUGGUUCCAAUAAUAAUAUCUCAACGAACUCACCCACAUCACAGCAAUCAUACACACCAUAUGGUCAGCAACAAACACAGCAGCAACGUUAUUCAACACCGGUACUUAACACUUUCAAUUUGUCCACAAACUUUACACGAUCUCAAUCAUUUGAUACCAAUGUUCACAAUACUAUGACUCAAAGUCCCAACAAGUAUAUGACCCAGUCUUCUUUAGAUCUUAAGAAACCCAUUAAUAAUUUGGAAACAACACUAGAAGAACCAUUAAAUUUAAUUGAAAAUUCUACAUUGAUAAAGGAUCAUAAUAAUUCUUCAGUUUCAUCGUUAAGUUCAUUAUCGGAAAGUUGUAAUAGUCAUGAGGAAAGACUUAAUACGAGUAGUGUGUGUAGUGCCAAUACUACUGGUGGUGAAACCACAAAUAGUAAUUCUAUAUUUAGAGCCGAAUUAGUGAAUACUACAUUUGCCAAUAAUAAUAGUAGUAAUAAUGCUAAGAAAUCGGUUACCAGACAAGAAUCUUUAAGAGAAAAUAUUGAAAAGAUAACACAAUUGCAAUCUCAGUUAAUGUCGGCCCAUAUAACAGACAAUAGUAACUUUAUGGGUAAUUAUGCCUCACAAAUGUCACCACAAAGUAAGAGUUUACAGGCCAAUGUGAUUGAUAUACCAAAAAGUCUAGAGACAGAGAAAAUCGAUGAAGAAAAACCUUGUUCAGACAAUGAGAUAGAAUGUGUACCUCAAGCUCCCCCAACACCUCCCCCCGUAGUGGAAGAAUUAAUUAAAAAGUCCAGCAGCAGUAAUACAAAUACCUGCAAUUUAAAAUCACCAAAGAUUUUAGAAGAAGAACAACAAACUAAUGAAACUAAUAGUAUAAUCUCACAAUUAGACGCGAGUACCGAUAGUUUGAAACUGGUACAACGUAGUGAAAUCAUUUUACGGGUAAAUGCCAGUACCGUGGAAACUGCCUCUCAAACGGAUGAUAUAACAGACUGUGAAUUAAAGAGUUUAGCGGAGAUUAACAAUACCAAGGAAAUGGAUACACCAACACGCACAACAUUACAACCUCGCCAAAGGCUGGCCAUAGAAGAUGAUUGUGAAAAAAUGUCCAAGGAAUUGGCAAAUAUGUUGCCGGCCAAUGAUGCUCUUAUAAAUAUACUAUGUCCGCCCGGCACAAAAACAGUAUCGGAUUAUGUUACAAAACUCUAUAAUCCCAAUGUACCUUUAAGACCCAGCAAACGUGAUGUGGGCACUUCUACACUAACCAGAAAUAGUAGUAAUAAAAAUAAUAAGGAGGAACAGGAAAAGAUAACGGUGGAAUUAAAACUAAGUGAAGUAGAACAAACGCCAGAAAAUUGUGAUAUUUUAAAGAAUAAAAUGGAUGACUUAAUUAAACAUUUAAAUAAUAAAGUACGCAUCUUAACUAAGGAACAGACAUGCAUAGAUGAAGAAUCUGCCAUCAAUGAUGAGCUGGGUAAUUGUUUAUUGAAUAAACUAAGCGAUAAGAUUAGACCGAUAGAAGCCUCUAAAUGUCGUACUUAUAUUUCGGAUAUUGGCCAUAUAACCGGUUUGCUGUUAUCGCUGUCAGAACGUCUUGCCAGAGCAGAGAAUAAUUUAACAACAAUCGAUGAAAAUAACUCAGAAAAGAAAUCUCUUGAAAAUAAACGUGAUCGUUUAGUCGAACAAUUAACUGAAGCCAAACGCUUAAAGGAAGAUAUCGAUCGUCGUGGCAUUAGUGUGGUCAGUUUAUUGGAAAAGAAUCUAAAUGCAGAUGAAUUUGCUGACUUUGAAUAUUUUAUUAAUAUGAAAGCAAAACUAAUAACCGAUGCACGUGAUAUUGCCGAUAAAAUCAAAAUGGGAGAAGAAAUUAUAAAUGCUCUCAGUGAUAAUUUAAUACAAAGUGAUUGUUGAAAUCAAAUAGAGAUGAGGAAGAAGAAAAUUAAAAAUAAACAAGUGUGAUACAACAUACGAAAAUAAUUAAAUUUAAUAUAUAAAAAAAGAAAGAGUUAGUUUUUAACCUUUAAAAAAAUAAAUAUCUCUAAAAUAAUUUCCUUACUUUCAUGAACAAAGUUGAGAGUAUCAAGAGAGAUUAAUAAAGAGACAAGCAGGUUAAAAAAAAAAAAAAACUUUAGAGGAAGAACAAACAAUAAAAACGCACAGAUUUUUGUUAAUUUUUUUAACUUACUUAUUAAUUUUACUUUGUAAAAUAUUGGUGCUUUUUCUUUAGUUUAUAUUCCUUCAAAAACAAGAAACAAAACUAAACAAAGCACUUGUGUCUUAAUGAAAAAAAAAAACAAACAAAAAUGUCCUAUUUUGAGUCCUAUUUGAAAACCAAACUUAGUUUUCUUUUCUUAAAACUUAAAAUUUAUUCAAAUAAAAAAAAAAACAAAA
This is a messenger RNA of Lucilia cuprina (Australian sheep blowfly), 7260 nucleotides long. Its product is annotated as protein Shroom. Lineage: Eukaryota; Metazoa; Arthropoda; Insecta; Diptera; Calliphoridae. The record is from RefSeq and is a predicted model, not a curated record. Gene Ontology annotation, biological process: actin filament organization. The transcript is spliced from 8 exons. Gene Ontology annotation, cellular component: apical plasma membrane; apical junction complex; adherens junction. Bases 622 to 6780 code for a protein of 2052 amino acids. Gene Ontology annotation, molecular function: actin filament binding.